This is a messenger RNA of Sparassis crispa, 2664 nucleotides long. RefSeq lists its product as uncharacterized. The transcript has 12 exons. The record is from RefSeq and is a predicted model, not a curated record. Lineage: Eukaryota; Fungi; Basidiomycota; Agaricomycetes; Polyporales; Sparassidaceae. Gene Ontology annotation, molecular function: protein binding. Bases 1 to 2664 code for a protein of 887 amino acids. Gene Ontology annotation, cellular component: GID complex. Gene Ontology annotation, biological process: proteasome-mediated ubiquitin-dependent protein catabolic process.
AUGAGAAGAGAAUAUAUCGAGCUCGUGCAGACCAGGUUACAUGCUGCCAUCUCUCUCUUUCUGAUACUAUCUCCUGCUCCGUUUCCAUCCUUUAAUCCUCAGUUCGGUCGCACCAACUCUGAGCGUCGACCAGCACCGAACAUCGUCACGAUUGAUUCACUCGCCGAGCUCAAUCCGACGCGGUACACCACACCGCACCAGGCGGCAGCUCUGGACCCCAGCGAACCCAUAUCCCCCUCCUUCGCCUCUCCGUCGCCUACUGCUCACACAGCAUCGAGGAGCUCGACGUCGCCCGCCACCCUCGUCCCCUCUGUUCGAUCCCGCGCAGAACUAGAGGACUCUGAGAGCGACAGCGCUCCGCCAUCCUUCGCCGCACACUCUUCCAGUCCCGCCCCUUUGUCCUUCCUCCACCCAUCCUCUUCUGGAGCCAACGUCGCUCGCCCUGCGUCCCCUGUCACAGCCACACAGCCAGAACCUGACCCAGAACACUCGCGCGCGCGCAAGCGACAAAGGAUCGACAGUCUCAGCUCGUCAGCGUCUACUUCACUCACAGCCAUCGAACGCGCUCUCUUCGCCGAAUCUUCCUCGUCCUCGCUAAUUUACGACAGCGCCACCAUGAGACCACCGGAAGCUGACCAGGAGUCUGCGCUCUCGGUUUCUUUCGAUUCGUCCCCAGUUGCCGGCCCGUCGUCGGCUGUGGGCGCGUCUAACGGACACAACGGUGCCGCAAAGACCAACGGAUUCUCGCAACCAUUCACCAACGGCUCCUCAAAAUCGCUACUGUCUGCUGAGCUAGAAGAACAUAGAGCGGCGAGGAAUGGCACGUCCGUCGCGAGGGUAUCCCUGCCUGGCUCGACGCUCUAUGACGACUCGUAUGUUGACCGCGAGGAGUUCGUGAGGCUAGUUAUACAGAGUCUGCGGGAUGUUGGCUAUAUCGAGUCGGCCGCUACACUAGAAGCGGAGUCGGGGUAUACCAUGGAAUCGCCGGAAGUGUCGGAGUUCAGAAAGUGCAUACUGGACGCGUCGUGGGACAGUGCGGAAGCUGCGCUAAUGCGUCUGGGAGUAGCGGACGAUGAGAGGCUUUGGGAAGCGAAGUUCCUCAUCAGCCAGCAGAAAUAUCUGGAGCUGUUGGAGGCACAAGAAACGACGGCGGCGUUGCAGGUGCUGCGGAACGAGCUCGCGCCGCUGAAUGUCGAGCCAGAUCAGUUGCAUACACUAUCGAGUUUGAUGAUGUGCUCGGAUCCGGACGACCUUCGACAGCGAGCAGGGUGGGAUGGCGCGUCAGGAAGUUCACGACGACAACUACUCGUUAACCUUCAACGGUAUAUCCCAUCAUCGGUAAUGAUACCCCAGCGACGAUUCGCGACUCUCCUCGACCAGGCGCGCACAUGGCAGCAAAGCCGGUGUCUCUUCCACAAUGCCCCAUUGAACUCGCGGACGUUCUCGCUGUACACGGACCACCGCUGCGACAAGAACACGUUCCCCCGUGUCACCACCGCAAUUCUCGACGUGCACAAGGACGAGGUGUGGAAUCUCGAGUGGAGCCAUAGCGGGAAUUACUUGGCGACCGCGAGCAAGGAUAAGUCCGCGAUCAUCUGGCGGGUCGAGUUCGACCAAGAGCCAUCGGUCAGAGAAUACUCGUCCGUGUUUGUUCUGGGCGAUCACCCGUUUCCCGUGGGCUGUGUAGCGUGGUCAUUAGACGACACAAUACUGCUGACAGCAGCAGAGCAGAUUAUUAAGCUGUGGAACGCGAGAACCGGGCAGUGUAUCAGAACACUCGAAGCACAUACGGAUGUCGUAACGGCACUGGAAUGGCUGCCCGAUGGUACCGGUUUCAUCUCGGGCGGCUUGGAUCGCAAAAUCAUUCUUUGGGACGCGGACGGCAAGCAGCGUGACUCGUGGGGCCAGACGCCCAUCCGGGUGACCGACCUGGCGGUGACGCCCGACUUCACGCGCCUCAUCGCGGUGGGGAUGUGCGACGUCCUCAUACCACCCACAGGGCCGAACGUCACGCCGCCGGAGGAUGGAACGCCCCCGGGUGGAUCUGGCGCGCCGGGCGGGCGGACGUCGGAGAAUCGGGUCAUCAUCUACGAUCUGGCGACAAAGCAGCCUGAGACGUCCCUCGGGUUGCAGGGAGAGCUGACGAGUGUGAAGACAUCGCAGGAUUCGCAGUACGUGCUGAUUAACCGCGCGGGUGACGGACUCGUUUGUGAGAUACAACUAUGGGACCUCGCCACGGAACGCGUCGUUCGGAAGUAUACUGGCCACAGCCAGGGCAAACACGUCAUACGGAGUUGUUUCGGUGGUAUUGAUGGCAACUUUAUCGCUAGCGGGAGCGAAGACGGAAAUGUGUAUAUCUGGCACCGGGACACCGGAACCCUCUUGCACACCUUGUCGGGACACGGGGCGGGGAGCGUCAAUUCGGUCGCUUGGAACCCACGGAACGAGCGGAUGUUCGCCUCAUGUUCGGACGACAAGACCGUGCGGAUAUGGGAGGCGCCGCCCACGGACGUACUGGGCUCGCCGGCGGGCUCCACCGAGCACCUGGAGCAGGAGAACGGGAAGGGCAAGGGCAAGGGCCGCGAGCAGCAGUGGGACGGAAACGGCGUGGACGACGAGUACAGACCCAGUAGUGCGUCGGCGUCGGCGCCGACGUUGAUAUGA